Molecule: messenger RNA, 1832 nt
Organism: Zophobas morio
Lineage: Eukaryota; Metazoa; Arthropoda; Insecta; Coleoptera; Tenebrionidae
Exons: 3
Coding region: 189-1655 (488 amino acids)
Source: RefSeq, a predicted model, not a curated record
CUGAUUAUACGUCGUGAUUCACUAAUAUUCCCAUACACGACUAGCCUCAACUUCUCGAAAUCUUAUCGUCUUCGCGUUGUCUUGAUUUGACCUUUUCCCAGUGUGGUUGAGUUUCAGUUCUCCGUAUUAUUCAGUGUAGUUGUAGUUCGUUUAUAAUCACUGCGUAAAUUGACAUAAUUCAGUGUGAGAUGGGUUGUGCGAGGACAAGUCUCGCCUUUCUGGUGGUUCUGACCUUCGUGGGAUUUCACGAAUGUGGGCGCUUCGGCGGAGGUAGAAGCGGUGGGUUUGGCAGGAGUAGUACUCGCGUUUCCUCGCCAUCCUAUCACCGACCGUCGUACCAUGCUCCGGCUCCUUCGUAUCAUCCCCCGUCGUACUCUUCCCCCGGUUUUUCGUCAUAUAACCGUGCGCGCCCCAGUCCACCCCCUCGUCAUCAAACCGCGCGUCCGAGUCCUCCAGCAUAUGAAGCACCCGCACGAGUCGCCACAUCGCGACCCGUCCAGUCACACCGACCCGCAGGGGUGACAACUUCCAGACCGUACUAUCGCCCAGCUUCCACUUCACGGACACAUUUCCAACCCGCAGGACCCACUUCAAGACCCGGCGGCUAUCAUUCGGGUACUACCAGACGCCCUGUGCAUGUCGGUACCACCCCAAGACGCCAUUUCACCACGGCUAGACCCGUUGGAUUUAAUAAUCUACCACCGAGACCGGGCAGCGGGCCCAUUGGACCACCACGAACUGGCUAUAACACCUAUUCGGGCUCGCAACAGACAUACAAAUACAAAGUAGUGAACAAAUACAACUACCAUUAUCCCGGGUACUACUCAAUCCCGGUGGCGCACCACUACCCCGGGUACUUCUACACCCCCAGCUACUAUCACUACAGUAGCGGCGACACGGGUAGUACCGCGUUAGGUUUUUUCCUAGGCUACGGACUAGGCAGACUGACGACGCCGACGUAUUCGCACUAUUCGUUCUACGAUGGAUACAGGCCGCGGUACGACCAUUACACAGUCCACCACUACUACCACAACAGAGAGUCGGUACCACAGCAACAAGAAAUUCGGGCUAACACCAUCGUGGGUUGCGUAGGCGACGCUAGUACUAUAUGUCCAGGCAACACCACAUCCCUUUGCACUUCCGACGGCGCUCUGAUGUGUGUCGCCAGCGCCGUUUCGACAGUACCAUGUUCCGAUAAUCGUCAAGUCAACUGUGUUACAAGUACCAUCAGUUGUGUUAAUAACACGGCACCGGAGUGCAAGAACGCCAAUCAGGGUACCACCACUAUAAGCAUACCGUGCGUUUCGAAGGCUGAUGUUUACGGGGAUUUGAAAACCGUCAAUAACACGAUUAUUCCAGCAAAUGCUACUCUUUUACCGACUAGUACCGUGAAUGGUACGAACACCACAGCCGUAAACAGUACCAAUAGUACAGUCAAUGAUAACUUCACGUUGAUUACGCAAUAUACUCAAGCUCCUGUUGUUACAACGACGCCGGUACCACAAACGCAGCGCAAAAAACGAGAAGUCGCUCAAAAUUACUGUGUAACAGUACUUGCGUUACCGGCGAAGAGAGAAAAGACAGAAGGAGAGGAAUUUUUAGGCGAUGCUAAAUUUAUAGCGGAGCAGUUUUUGGAAAGUGUAUGGGAUUUGUGAUACGAUUUUUUAUUUGUUAUCAGUUUUGUAACCUUAAAGGCAGUGAUAACCUUCUGACUCUUGGAAUAAAUUACGAAGAAAUUUGUUUCAAGGGUGUUUGCUAGUUUGCUCGUAAGAUUGAAAUAAUUAGUACUGGUACUACUUUGUAUAUAUUGAUAAAUAAAAGUUUGAACAAAA